Molecule: messenger RNA, 1591 nt
Organism: Gymnodraco acuticeps
Lineage: Eukaryota; Metazoa; Chordata; Actinopteri; Perciformes; Bathydraconidae
Product: dual specificity protein phosphatase 18-like
Exons: 1
Coding region: 95-643 (182 amino acids)
Biological process (GO): protein dephosphorylation
Molecular function (GO): MAP kinase tyrosine/serine/threonine phosphatase activity
Source: RefSeq, a predicted model, not a curated record
GCCGUACCCCGGGUUACUUGUUACUACAGCUUGCUACGUUGUUUACAAAAUUCCGUGAACCAUUUUUCUGACAGUGCUGAAUUCCCCUCGUUUUAUGCAUCAGUCGGGUCUCGCAGGUCUCUCCGGCCUGUGCCGAGUCACCGACCACCUGUACCUCAGUAAUGGCCGAGCAGCCAACGACUCCUCCCAGGUGAUUCGGUGCAACAUCACCUGCAUCGUGAACGUGACGGAGACGAAGAGCCGCUGUCCUCUGCACCGCGGGGUGGAGUACAUCCACAUCCCACUGCCCGACUCCCCGGCCUCUGCUCUGGGGGAACACUUCGACGAUGUGUCGGAUAAAAUCCAGCUGACUGCGGAGCUCGGUGGCCGGACUCUGGUGCACUGCAACGCCGGGGUGAGCCGCUCCGCCUCGCUGUGCAUGGCCUAUCUGAUGAAGCACCGCGGGGAGUCUCUGCGGGCGGCCCACAGCUGGGUGAGGAGCUGCCGCCCGGUGGUGAGGCCCAACAACGGCUUCUGGAAACAGCUCAUCCGCUAUGAGAUGGAGCUCCGUGGGUGCGCCUCUGUCCGGAUGAUCUGCACCUCCAUGGGAGAGGUACCAGACAUUUAUGAAGAGGAGGCCAGGAGCAUGAUGCCACUGCGAUGAUGAAGCCUCUUUAUUGUAACAACGAAGGAAUGCAUGAGAAAUAAUAUUCCGUAUCGUGUUUCGCAUAUACAAUGAACUGCUGUUUGUAUAAAGGCUUACAAUGUACUCCUUUAUUAUGGAGUCCAAUACAUUCCAAGGGUAAAUAUUGUACUCUUUACUAGUUAUUCAGCAGCUAUAGUAACUUAUUUUAGAUGAAGAUGUAUGUCCACAUAAAAGGUUUAAUAUAUUAUGAAAUACAUGCAUCCCAUGCUUUUCAGGUUUGGCCAGUAUUUAGUUUGGGCCCCUUGUCACAUUUUUGAGUUAAAAGUUCCACCAAAUAGGGAUUUCAACUAGAUUUUCCAGAUAAUUUCACAGGGGUAAAACUAUCAAACAUUUGAUAGUUUGUUUCCUUUUUCCUGUUAAACGUCUGAUGACCAGUUAUAUUUAUUGUGACCCCAGAUGUGUCCUCUGACCCCCAAGUUGGGAACUCCGGAAAUAAACUAUUUAACGAAAGUACUCCAAGUGAAAUGCUUCUUAAGAAUUGUGUCAUUAUAAACUAUUAUAGUAUUAAUUGUAAUAUAAAUAUGUAUUUCCUAUGUUGAUCAGCUACAGUUGACAUUACUACACAAGUGCUAUUGUGUUUUUUUAAUAAUGCUUUGUAUGUUUUUUAACAUUUUACUAAAGGAUCUGAUUGUUUUUCAGCACUGGCUGAACGUGAUUCGACAGGCACUGAAUCACGAAAGCAGGUGACAGUAAAAGCAGUCAAGGAAUCCAAUUCAUUGAGGCUAGAAUGUACAAAAAGCUUUUAUUUUCGAAUCAAAACACAUCUCAAUCGAUUAAUUGGACGCAAAAUGUUGCAAUAAACACUUGAUUGACAACAGGAUGUUUUCAUAUGGACAGCAAGGCCUAACAAACUGAAAUAAAUACCUAUUCAUGUAGCUAAUAUGUUCAUUAAACAUCUUGAAAACA